AUGAUGUAUCUGCCAGGAUCCAGAGGGGAGCCCUGCUGCUCUGUGUAGAUGUACCUCGAGAUGUUGCCAGAACGCAUCAUUUUCAUAGGCAGAGCGAUAGACCACAUGUAGGCUUUAGGCUGACAGACCCUAACAAAUAAGAGCGUGAGCUUGAUUUAGGAGACGUGCUUUUCUCACAACUGGACAUCUUCGGCCUCAGCUGCUGUUUACCAACAAAUGGUUCCUGCGCGUUUAGAGUCUCGUUGUGUGAAGCGUGUUCGGCGGAAACCCCGCUGUUGUUGUGUUCCCGAGGAAACCAGAGCAGUCUCCUUCAACAGGUGUCUUUGGUGGCCUCCCUCUGUGAACCUGGUACUCCAUACACUAAAAUCCCUUCUGAAGCCCGCUGGGAGGUCUGACACAGCCUUUGAAGGACGUGGGUGUGAAGUUUGUCUGCAGCAGGCUGAAAGAGAUGAAGAUAAGUGAUGUCUUUCUAGCAGUGCUGCUGCUCCCCAGCAUCCAAGCAGUGUGUCCAGACAAAGAGCCUGGACUGCAGCCAUGGAUGCCAGGACACAGCAAAGACCACCGUGUUACGAUCGGUUAUGGCAGGAAGGUCCUUCUCACAACUUCUGCUACAGUCCACUCCAUUGAGAUUCUCAAUGGAGGAAAGCUGGUGAUUGCUGACACCAAGUGGCCCUUACUGCUUCGGACAAAACACAUUCUGAUUGGGAACAAAGGGGAGCUGCACAUUGGAAGCCCAGACUGUCCUUAUAAAGGGAACCUCACCAUCUCCUUGUUUGGAAGACUGGAUGACAGCGAUGAGGAGCACAGCUACUUUGGGAGAAAGUACAUUGGCGUGGGGACCGGAGGGACACUGGAGAUUCAUGGAGAAAAUAAGCUGUCAUGGACAUUCCUCAACAAGACACUUAACCCAGGACAGAGCAAUCAAAACAACUACCUGUACCAGAGAAGCUGGGGAAACCGUGGCAUCAUAAUCCACAUAAUUGACCCCAAGACUGGAGAAGUGCUGCAUGAUGACAGGUUUGACACAUACCGCAGUAAGAAUGAGAGUCGUCGCCUUGCAAAGUAUGUAGAUGGUGUAGAAGCGGGGCUCAUACUGGCUAUGGUGGUGAAUGAUGAGGGCUCCAACAACUUGGAGGACUCGGCCAAGAAGAGUAUAUCCAGGCUCGGGAGCCACCAUAUCAGCAGCCUGGGAUUUCGUCAUCCUUGGACCUUUAUAGUGACUAAAGGUAAUGUUUCUUCAGCUGUGGAGGAUCAUGAUGUCUAUCAAGGGACCAAGGCCUCCUCAGAGGCCUGGAGCUCUACUGCUUUUCAGUCAAGCUUUGGAGAACAUUUCACGAUCACCACCAGCAGCCAGUGGGUGCAAGAGGCAGAGUGGACAGAGUGGUUUGACAGGGAUGAUGAAAGGGGAUCUGGAGACUGGGAGAAACUGUCUGACCUGCAUCAGACCUAUCCAGACCGAUUGUGUAGCAGUCCAUUGGACAUCCAGGCUGAAACCCAUGAUGGCAUACCAUCCAACCAGACAGGAGAUGUGAUCUACAAGAAUGACAAGGACUAUGGCUUCGUCUGUCUCAACAAGGACCAGACUCAUGGCCUGUGUCACAACUACAGGGUUCGCUUCCUCUGUGGAAAACUGGUUCGUCCACAGGCCUCUAUUUCCAUUGAUGUGUUGUCGAACAGCAGCAUCCUGGAGCUCUCUGACCACCCUGCAGGCUGGGUGUCUGGGGAUCGGGUGGUUGUUGCCAGUACAGACUACUCAAUGCACCAGGCUGAAGAGUUUACCCUGUUGCCCUGUCCGACUUGCAAACCCAACGAAGUCAAGGUCAAAGGUAAGGCCAGGUUCAUCCACAUCGGUGAGGAGGUGGAUGGAGUGGACAUGAGGGCAGAGGUGGGCCUUCUGAGUCGUAACAUCCUCCUCCGUGGUGAGAUGGAGCCUGGCUGCUAUGGCAAUGAGGCCUGCAAAUUCUUCAGUUUUGACACUUUCGGGGGACAUUUGAAGGUGGAGCGAGGUUUCAGGGCAGUUCAUAUAUCAGGGGUGGAGCUCCAGCACAUGGGCCAGCAGACAAUGGGACACUAUCCAGUCCAUUUUCACAUGAAUGGAGACGUGGAUGAGAAGGGAGGCUACGAUCCCCCAACAUCUGUCAGCGAUCUAUCCAUUCACCAUUCUUUCUCCCGCUGUGUUACCAUCCACAGCUCCAAUGGACUACUGGUAAAGGAUGUGGUGGGCUACGACGCACUAGGUCACUGUUUCUUCACGGAGGACGGGCCAGAAGAGAGGAACACGUUUGACCACUGUCUGGGUCUGAUGGUGAGAGCAGGGACAUUGCUGCCUUCAGACAGAGAUAGCAAAAUGUGUCGUGACAUCACUGAUGGAGCUUACCCAGGAUAUGUGGCCAACCCACGUCAAGACUGCAGUGCAACUUCAACUUUCUGGAUCGCCAACCCCAAUAACAACCUCAUCAACUGCGCUGCUGCAGGCUCAGAGGAAACGGGUUUCUGGUUCAUUUUCCACCAUGUGCCCACAGGCCCCUCAGAGGGGCUGUACUCCCCUGGACGCACUGAACACACACCUAUGGGCCAGUUCACCAACAACAGAGCCCAUUCCAACUACAGGGCUGGAAUGAUCCUUGAUAAUGGAGUGAAGACCACCCAGGCAAAUGACAGGGAUAAGAGACCCUUCCUGUCUCUGGUUGGAGCCAGGUAUGGACCCCACCAGGACGCUGAUCCCUUCAAACCUAGAGUCCCUGCUUUAAUCCACCAUUUUGUAGCCUAUAAGAACCAGGACCAUGGAGCCUGGCUGAGAGGGGGGGAUGUCUGGCUGGAUGACUGCCAAUUUGCUGAUAAUGGCAUUGGGCUUACUCUUGCAAGUGGAGGGACAUUUCCAGACGAUGACGGCUCUCAUCAGCAGGUGAAAAACUCACUGUUUGUUGGUGAAAGUGAGAAUCAUGGAAUGCUCCUCCCAGACAACAAUGUUUGGGGCCCUGGGGGUUCUGAUCCCAUUGGCAGGACCCUGCCACAUGGCAUUGAUUUUCCUAUCAGGGGCAUGCAGAUCUACGAUGGACCAAUCAAUGUGCAGAACUGUACAUUUCGGAAAUACACAGCAAUGGACGGACGGCACACCAGCGCAUUUGGUUUCCGGCUUAACAACUCAUGGCAGAGCUGUCCAAACAACAAUGUCACCGACAUCACCUUUGAUCAUGUACCUAUCACGUCUCGGGUGUUUUUUGGAGAGCCGGGACCUUGGUUCAAUAAAAUGCAGAUGGACGGGGACAAGACAACCAUCUUCCACGAUAUCGACGGCUCAGUCAGUGAAUAUCCCGGAGCCUUCCUGGUUAAAGAGGACAACUGGCUGCUCCGUCACCCCGACUGCAUUGACGUGCCUGACUGGAAAGCUGCUAUCUGCAGUGGUCACUACGCACAGAUCUACGUCCAGACACGUAAUCCUGCCAACUUGAACAUGCUCAUAGCGAGGGAUGAGUACCCAGAUCGGCCCCUGGCACUGGAGGGCGCCCUGGGGAAGAGGAAACACUACCAGCAGUUCCAGCCAGUCAUUACACUGGCCAAAGGCUACACUAUCCACUGGGACCAGGCAGCACCCGCUGAGGUCACAAUCUGGCUCAUCAACUUCAACAGAAAUGACUGGAUCAAUGUGGGCCUCUGCUACCCACAAGGCACUGCCUUCACCAUCAUUUCAGACAUCCACAACCGUCUGACCAAACAGACCCGCAAGACUGGUGUCUUCAUGAGGACGACACAGAGGGAAAAGAUCAACCACUCACAUCUGGCCAGAGGAUACUACUACUGGGAGGAAGACACUGGCCUACUCUUCCUGAAGGUAAAGGCUCACAAUGACAGGGAGCAGUUUUCCUUCUGCUCUGUCAAGGGUUGUGAGAGGGUGAAGAUAACAGCCAUCAUCCCAAAAGGCAGUCUGCCCAGCAACUGCUUGGCCCAAGCCUACCCCAGACAUGCUGAGCUGCCUGUUGUAGAUGUACCCAUGCCCAGAAAGAUGCCAAAUGUGCACUCACCAGAGAACUUUCUAGAGGUCAAACUGGAGUCCUACAACACUCGUUUCUUCCACAUCAAGGAGGACUUUGCAUUUACAGAGGUGAACGGCAGGAAGUUAUACCAACCAGAAGAUGGGGUGCAGCUGACAGUAAUUGAUGGGCAUGAUGGGAAAGUGAUUGAGAGCAAGGGAUUUAGGAAUUCUAUCCUACAGGGAAUCCCUGCACAGAUCGACAACUAUGUCAGUGGACUGCGAGACUGUUCCAUAGUCCUCAUGACGUCUAAGGGCCGUGUGGUUACCAGAGGAUCCUGGACCAAAGUUCUGGAGAGACUAGGAGCAGGAAAGAGCAUCAAAUUGAAAGAUAAGCUGGCAUUUGUGGGAUUCAAAGGCUCCUUCAAACCUGACUGGGUCCAUAUGGAGGUGGACACCAACCGAGCCAAGAUCCAUCAGGUCUUGCCUGUCCCUGUGGUCCACAAGAUGAAGCUAUGAGUGGCAAGACGAGCGGGGAGAACAGCCAAGUGACUAUGUAACCCCCAGAUACUGAAACACAUACCCCUAAAAGAAUACAAGCAGCACAGACUCACACAUACAUGCACACUGCCAGCACUGCAGAGCCAGUCGCUCUGAGCCAUUGGUCCGGCAUCAAGUGUUGUUUAGUCAAGGUUUGGUGGUGAGAAAGAAUGAUGUGAUUUGGUAUGCUGAAAAGGUGAAAACCCUGUCCCAGAGCCAGCAGUGCCCAUGAUGAACUGAUGUCUGUUUAAGACCCUGCUCUGCGCUGAAUCCUCAGUUUGUUGGCAACAGUCAACAGUGUUUGCAGAAAUAUGGCUGUCUCCACACCCAUUAUUGAUAGACUGAUAGACUUGAUUAAUAAUGAUUUUGUUUCUGACAGAACACUGUCAUUGCAUCACAAACUGCAUUGUUAUGUUUAUGUAUUGUUAGCUUAUUAGCUAAAGUAAAUAUUGGCUUUGGUCAGCUAACCAUUACUAUUGUGCUGUAAAAACAUCCCUCAUGUGCAAAAGUUAACAUGACAUUAACUAACUUUCAUGUUAAUAUUAACAUUUCCGUGUUUAGUAAAUUUGGUGGCAAUGCGGUUAAUUCUCUGACCCAACCAAAGCUCUCAGUUGACUCUUUUCCAGUUAUACAUUGUAGAGUUUUCACUUAGAAACCAGUAUAUAACCUUUAGUAUUGUCUAUAUAGUCUGUCCUCUAACAGACUUCUGUAUCGGCUACAGCAAAAAUUUUGAUACUUUUUGAUGUCACUUAUUGAUGCUGCUAUCGAGGGUUGUGCUGUCAUUUGAAUGAAUGAGUCCGUGACAGUUACAUCAAGAUAAAAUUAACAACAAAAAGAUUUGCUAUUAGCGAGGAGAGUGAGAUGUAAUAUUUGUACAAAUAAGGAUAACGGCUCAGUCUUUUGGUCAGGCUCUCCUUUAUUUAGGGACAGGGAGACUCAGAAAAUGUUCAAGCUUUCUGGCUCCACUGAUGAUCCUCUUAUAUUUUGCUGUUAAACAGUAAGACAACAAAAAGAAAUAGCAGCACUGGUAAUUUUCUUGUACAUGAUUUUGUUUCAGGAAUGUCAAUAUUUUGUGAAAAAUUAAAGACCACAGGUUGACCUACUAAGUUUAAAUGGAACCUGCUCUCUCACUUCCACACAGCUGGCUAAAAACUGUAACUGUUAUCAAAAGCAUGACAUUAGGGCAAGAAGUUAUCAGUGCUGUUUCAGACGGCUUUCAAUUAUCCAACAAGUGCUUUGCUUUAAGCCGACUGGUGCCCUUUGAGUUUUAAUGGCAAUAAUUCAGCUGAAUCACCAGUUUAGAACACAUAAAUUAAGAGUAGGUUUUUCUCUGAAUAAUAAGGUUACAGUAUAUGAGAAGACUGAUAUGUAAGAGCUGAGGGAAUAGAUGCUUAGUCAGUGGGAAUUGUGACCAUUACAGUUGCUGAAAGCUGCUCUUCCAGGAAUAAGAGCAAUUGUAAAAAUGUAUCUAUUCUGCAGUUUUUUAAAUUCUCAAUUCAGAAGAUUUUUUUGAGGGGUUGAUGAAUAUUAACAACCAAUAACAGAUGAGGCAACUCCGUCUUUAAAAGGGAAAAUAAGAAACUGUCCUGGAGGCAGACCAAGGAAGAGAGCGGUGUGGUUCAGAUCGCACUGGGUUUCCCAUUAUGUACAAGUUUUUAGCACACUGGGUGGCAGGCAAACCAGCUCUGGGUCUGUUGAUCUUGGUCUAACAGCUGAAAAAGUUGUUGCUUCCACUUCCUAAAGGUAUGUAGUUUGUUACAUUAGUGACUGCCUGUCAGAUACUUAGGCUACGUUCACACUGCAGGCUAAAGUGACCCAAAUCCGAUCGGAUCUUUUCAUGACAGUCUGAACGACACAGAUCCCAUUUCUUCAAAUGCGACCCAGGCCACUUGGAUAUGUGGUCCUAAUUCCGAUACGUAUCGGAUCUUUUGCCAUGCGACUUCAGUCUGAACGGCCAGGUCACGUUUAUCCGACCCAUACGUUGUUGGUACACGACAAACGUCACUAUUCUGCGUUCAAGCAAAACAUAUCUUCGGGCUGCCGAAGACGUGUGUCUUGCCGUGAGUGUUAAAAAGAGGCGCUUACAUAUGUACGUAAAGAUCGCCCUUGUCAUUCGAAAAUUCUGAAUGAAGUCCGCAUCUUUGAAGCCUCUCACAUCACUAGCACCCACAUAGUUCUCUGGACAGACGUUGCUGCCACUGCCCCACAAAACGCCAGGGCCAAAAUCCUGGCUCUCUUCCUUCUUGACCUUCUCCUUAAAACGAUUAAGUUAUAAAUAUGCUGGCUCCGGCUGGACAACAACUUUAAAAUGGCCAGACAUGCUCUACUGUUAGCGUCCAUGUUUUCUUCCGUAAACACUGAACAAGCUCUCUGCGUGUCGUUGUUGUGUCCUCUUCUGCGCAUGCGAGACACUUUUGGGUCGUAUGAGGUUCACACAGGAGAUCACAUACAAGUCGCAUUUAAUUGGAAAUGUGAACGAAUUCGCAAAAAAAUCGGAUUUCACAAGAAAAAUCGGAAUUGAGCAUUAAGCCCUGCAGUCUGAACGUAGCCUUAGAGUGCCUAAAUGUAGGCAAUUGGGACAGUGUAUAUUGCUGACCGUAUACCCAGUAGGUUAACAAGUUUGUGCUUGGUGUUCAGACACUCAGGUCCUUCUGACAUCAUCUUAGUAGCAGUAGAUUGACCCUCCAAUAGUAAAAUGUGUCACAGAUUUGAUCUAACCAGCCUCCUACCAAUUGCAAAUAUUUUCUACAAGCAGAAAACAUUGUAAAGAAAGCAUGAUGCCACCCACAUUAAGUUGAAAAUAAAUCUGCAAAAUAUUUAAUACCCACGCUCUUCAGAUAGGUCUUUAAUGUACAUGCUUGGCAACUAAUGUCAGAUUAUGCACUAAACUAUUAAAAGAACUUCAUGGACAUCAGUCAAUUUGUGAACCAGCAUACCAGGCGCAUUCCCAGGGAUCCAGGUGGUCAGAGAGUGCAGAUUACACAUUUUACACGAUUUUUCACACUUCUUACUGCAUUGGCACAGAACACUGGAAAUACAGAUACAGAUUUAUAGAUUGAUAGAUUUAUUCGGAUGAUUUCUGCAAAAGUUGUAAAAGUGUAUUGUGCAAGUGUAUGAGCAUAAUUCAUAGGAGACUUAAUUGGCCAGUUUACCAUCUCACAAUAAACCAUAUUGGAAAAAAACAAAACAUUACUCUAAUUGACUUUUCCAUUUUACAAGUCUUUUCUUCUAGCCUGGUAGUUGCACAUUUAUGCAUCGCGAAGUAUGGGUCUAUUCUCCAGCAGAUGUCCUUGAUGUCAGCUAUGAUUGCUAGGCGGUUAGGAUUCAAAGGCAAUGGCUACUUCAACAGAGAUCAAAAAAUCAGAAAGUAUGAGUCAGUUUUUCAAAUUAUCUGUUCCGUAUUUGCAUCUCUGAGCGCCCUUGUCAUGCAGGUGUCUGUGAUAGGUGUAGAAGUUGAGCGAUUUUACUAUCCUCCUUUGUUGGACUAAAGUGUUUAAAGACAGAAAAUAGUAGAAAAAGCAAAAGAAAAGGGAAAAAAAAUAAAACAACAGAAACAUUCCUUGUUUUGCGUCCGGACCAGUGGUUAGCUUGUUCUGUUUCAUUCCGAGCACUUGCUCACUUGAUAUUGUGAUGUUUUCCUUCCAUGUAUUUUUUUUCUUUUAAAUCUGUGUUUGUGAUCCAAACUGUCUGUGUUUUGGAAUGAACCAGCAAGAUGCCCAUGACUAUAUAAAAUAUGAACUCAAGUUGUCCACUAAAUGUUGAACCAUGGAGUUUUUAAACGUGCAAUCCCCCUCAUUUUAAAAGAAUGAUGAAAACUGUGUUGCAAUCAGUGAAAUAAAGGAAACCCCACCCCCACCCCCACCUCCUACCCCACCCCCUCCCUUGCCGAAAUAGCUGGUCUUUUUUCGGAGGUUGUAGCAGUAAUUUAGUGUUUUGUAUGUUUAAUGUGUUUUUAAAAAUCCACAAAGAUAUAUUUUAUACUUAUUUAUUGUACAGACACAGUUGAUCCAAAUCUACAAGGGACAUGCUUUAAGUUGUCAUGUUAUAACUGCCCUGUAUGUGUACUGUAUGUAAUACACAGAACUCAUUAUAGCUCCAUUUUAAAAGAUUUGUAUCAAACACUGCAUACAUGCGUAUGACCCUUGGUAUAGUUGGUCUACUAUAACUGUACAUCAAAUGAAUGUGUUGUAUAUGUGGCUUGGGCUUGUAAAGUGAUGAAACUUCAUGACAUUAAAGUUCUUCAAAUGAUUUUUGUACAGAAAUAAAGAACAGUCUACAGUU
Acanthochromis polyacanthus (spiny chromis) is the source of this 8791-nucleotide messenger RNA. It is a transcript of the gene cemip, whose product is annotated as cell migration inducing hyaluronidase 1. NCBI's taxonomy places the organism in Eukaryota, Metazoa, Chordata, Actinopteri, Pomacentridae. The transcript has 29 exons. The record is from RefSeq and is a predicted model, not a curated record. The coding region runs from base 449 to 4489 and encodes 1346 amino acids.